GAGAGAGAGAGAGAGAGAGUGCCACUGGAUAUAAUUGAUUGUCUCGCUAUCAACAAUAACUUGUUAGUAUAGUCAAUUCCGGCUGCUUUUUGAAGCUGGCUGUUUGUGCUGAGGCUUCAGAGGCUCUCGGAUUGUUGAGCUCGUCGAGCUUGGUCCCAUUCCCCAGGAGCUGUGGCCAGGAGAACUGCCACUUUAAAAGGACUUGAAGUUCUCCAACCCUGCGGCAAAACCAACUACACCAUGUUGGCGGGCAUGUAAUUGCACAUGGUUUUAGACCGCGUCUUUAAAUUCGUUUUUUUUUUUCAUUUUGUCGGUGCAGAAAAACAAUAUUUGUGUAACUGCUGUACAUACUGUACAUUUCAUACAUUUUAAUCAUUGAAAUAUUUGCGACACAACCUGAAACACGAAAAAAAGGAUGACCUCCAAAGAAGACGCAAAAGGCGCAUCGGUGGAGGAGAGAAGGCGCAGUCCGCUGGACCACCUGCCUCCUCCAGCAAACUCCAACAAGCCUCUGACGCCCUUCAGUAUUGAGGACAUAUUAAACAAACCCUCCGUGAAACGAAGUUACUCGCUCUGCAGCACGGCGCAUCUCCUCUCGGCCGGUGAAAAGCUCCCAUCGGCGGCUCACCCGUUAAGCAGCCGGGCUCUGCUCACACACACCUCUCCUCUGUGCGCUCUGGAGGAGCUGGCCAGCAAAACCUUCAAAGGGCUUGAAGUCAGUGUUCUGCAGGCCGCUGAAGGAAGAGACGGCAUGACACUGUUUGGUCAGAGGAAUACUCCCAAGAAACGGAGAAAGUCGAGGACAGCCUUCACCAAUCAUCAAAUCUACGAGUUGGAGAAACGGUUUCUUUAUCAGAAAUAUUUGUCGCCAGCGGACCGGGAUCAGAUCGCCCAGCAACUGGGUUUAACCAACGCACAGGUCAUCACCUGGUUUCAGAACCGACGAGCCAAGCUCAAACGCGACCUGGAGGAGAUGAAAGCAGACGUAGAGUCGGCCAAAGCCGUAGGCACGGUGUCCUUCGAAAAGAUGGCCAAAUUAGCGGACCUAGAAAAGUGCGCAAACGGCACUGCAACGCCUCCGAUGAGCGAAUCGGCGGGACUAUGCGGGAGGGAGCGGGACAGCCAGCGGCCUGGGUCUCCACCAUCACCGCUCACAGACCACACCACCAGCAAAGACAGCUCCGAGGACGAAGAGGAAGAAAUCGACGUUGAUGACUGAUGCUCAGAAUACACCGUUUACGAAACCUUUUUUCCUUAAAACACUUAGAGUUUAAAAGUGCCAUUAAUGCACCAAAUGUAUUUAAAAAGACUCACGACAAAUGAAAACUCAAAAGCUCAAAAGCAUGGACAGUUUUCCCAGAUGUAUUUAUGCAAUGGCAGUUAUCUGAACAUCGCAAUCAUGUAGCUUAUUUAUUUCAAACAAACUGUUAGUUGAAGGAAAGCAAUAAG
This is a messenger RNA of Silurus meridionalis, 1449 nucleotides long. It is a transcript of the gene lbx1a, whose product is annotated as ladybird homeobox 1a. The record is from RefSeq and is a predicted model, not a curated record. Bases 416 to 1219 code for a protein of 267 amino acids. Gene Ontology annotation, molecular function: DNA-binding transcription factor activity, RNA polymerase II-specific; DNA binding. Gene Ontology annotation, biological process: regulation of DNA-templated transcription. The transcript is spliced from 2 exons. Lineage: Eukaryota; Metazoa; Chordata; Actinopteri; Siluriformes; Siluridae.